Juglans microcarpa x Juglans regia is the source of this 624-nucleotide messenger RNA. RefSeq names its product secreted RxLR effector protein 161-like. The coding region runs from base 1 to 624 and encodes 207 amino acids. NCBI's taxonomy places the organism in Eukaryota, Viridiplantae, Streptophyta, Magnoliopsida, Fagales, Juglandaceae. The record is from RefSeq and is a predicted model, not a curated record. The transcript has 3 exons.
AUGGUGAUGUAUGUACUUACUACGGCAGAGAACAUUGAUGGUCAAGAGCUUUCCAGUUACUCAAAAAUUGUCAAGAGCAUAUCUGAUUUUAGCUUGUUGAAAACCCAACUCAGUAAUGAGUUUGAAAUGAAAGACUUAGGUGCUGCACAGAAGAUUUUGGAGAUGGAGAUCCAUAGAGAUAGGAAAGGUGGAAGGUUGUACUUGUACCAGAUAAAGUACAUUGAGAAAGUUCUUGAGAGAUUUGGAACGUCUAAUUCCAAACCAGUAGUGAGCGUUGUUAGCAAGUACAAGGCUAAUCCGAGUAAGGUUCUUUGGCAGGUUGUGAAAUGGAUACUUAGGUAUUUGAGAAGGAUUUUGAAUUUUGGCUUAGUCUUUGAUAGAGAAACAUAUUUCAGCUCCAGGGUUGUUGGUUAUAUUGAUUAUAAUUAUGCUGGAGACUUAGAUAAGAGAAGAUCAUUGACAGGGUAUGUUUUCAUUUUGCGUGGUUCUGCUAUAAGUUGGAAAGCAACAAUGCAAUCCACUAUUGUUUUAUCAAUUACAGAAGCAAAAUAUAUGGUAGUAGCUAAAGCCAUGAAGGAAGUCAUUUGGUUGAAAGGUCUAAUCAGUGAUUUGGGACUACAAUAA